Amoebophrya sp. A120 is the source of this 1333-nucleotide messenger RNA. NCBI's taxonomy places the organism in Eukaryota, Dinophyceae, Syndiniales, Amoebophryaceae. The record is from the annotation of a GenBank genome assembly.
UGGGUCCAGAAAAAAAAAAUAAAAUAUCACGCAAGGAGAAAAGUCAAAGCUGUUAAGGAGAAAAGUCCUGCCAAGGAGAAAAGUCCAGCCAAAAGAAAAAAGUCCGAGCGUGCAACAGCUCGCGCGGUGUGGGGACUGGUCCCGCUCUUUUUCGUGAGAAGUGGCAUCGGAGAAAGUCACCGUGACAAAUUUCGCCCCUAGCGUUCAAACUUUCUGUAGCGUGUCCCAACCUCCGCACUUGUUAGUCGGGAUGAUUAUGUUGGGGGCGCACGAAGUAGGGCAGUUUUUGCGCCCCCGCACCAGUGCAAGGGUUUCCAACCAGGUAUGAAAGUAAUGGCGCACGGGUGCGCGUUUCGUCGAUUUCUUGCGACGAUACUUUUCAGGCCGCAGGAUGUUUGGAUCUAUUUUCACCAAGAAUCUGCGCGAUUCAUCGGCCCCCUUCUCAAUUCCGAGAAGGGGGCGGAUGGCGGAUUCUGGCUGACGUUGCUCCCGGUCCCGCAUCCCGAAGUCAAGGGGCUGGCUAUCGGAAGCUUUGCUCGGAAUGAAGAUAGGCCUGGUGGUGGGUUUUGCGUUGUGUUUGGUUUUGCGCUUUUGCACCGACGCGGGCGGCGAUGCCUCGUUGAAGUAAGAAAGGCGCAAACCCAGACCCGGCGCCCGCAAAAAGCGGAAGCCAGGGAGGGCCGCGAAAAAAAUCUCCGCGCGCGCUGCGCGCGCGGAGAGAAGUUCUUGCAGCCGAGCCGCAGGCCGUGCGGGCUUCGAAAUGAGCGAAGGGGGUUCGGCAAACUCAACUCCCCGAAUUUGCCACGCGCGCAGCGCCUUCCUUGUGGGGCAACUUCUUCUCCGUGCGGCGCACGCGCGGCCCGGCCCCUCCCAUUCAUAUGGAACGCCUAAAAUUUUUCUCGCGCGCUGCGCGCGCUGGCUGCCCGUCCCCUCUUUGUUUCUCUUGGCCCGUUUUUUGCUCACGCGGGGGCCUCCUUGCUGCAGGGGACGACAAAAAAGUUGUCGCGCGCAACGCACACAGCCUUGGGCUUCCUUCUUUGGGGGGCAAGCCCGUGCAGAAUCCGCUUUGCGCAAGCGGCCUUUGAUGUCCGUGCUUGUGUGGUUGGAGGGCGCCUGGUAUUUUUUCCGCGUACCAGGCACGCAGCCUAGCCUCGUCGCCUUGGGGGGGGGAGGGUCUGAAAGAUCUCUUUCGCACACCGUGCACGCGGAAGCGCACCGAGCUGGCGCAAUUUCCCCGGUGCGUCUAUUUUCUCUGCGUGUGGGGGGAGCCUGCUCUGAUUUGCUGCUAGCCCGGCGGAGAUGGGGCAGCAUGGCGUGCGCGCGGUGGUGCUGA